AUGUACACCAGCACCUGCUCCGCGGCCGACGAGCGCGUGUACUGCCCGGAGUGCCGCCGCGCGACGGAGGUUGUCCUGGACCACGGCACAGGCGACACCAUCUGCACCGAGUGCGCGCUCGUCCUCGACGCGCACUACAUCGACGAGGGUUCCGAGUGGCGCAACUUCGCCGACGACGGCGGCGGCGACGACCGCGACCCCAGCCGCGUCGGCACCUCUGGCGACCCCUUCCUCAACACCAAGCUCUCCACCGUCAUCGACUACACCAACAAGACCAAGAAGUCCUCCGCCACCGGCGUGGCGACAAAGGCCCCGCCGAGGAUGUCGGUGCCGGACGCGGGGGUGGCCUCCGAAAACACCCUCGUCGACGGCUUCCGCGGCAUCGCCGACAUGGCCGACCGGCUCGGCCUCGUGGCCACCAUCCGGGACCUGGCCAAGGAGACGUUCAAGAAGCUGGACGAGGCCAAGGGCUGCCCGCGCGGCCGGAAGCGGGACUCCGUCUACGCCGCCUGCCUCUACAUCGCCUGCCGCAACCUCGGCAUGCCGCGCACGUACAAGGAGCUCGCGUCCGUCACCGCCGGGGGCGUGGCCGCCAAGAAGGACGUCGGCAAGAUGACGACGCACAUCAAGAAGCUCCUCGGGGAGGAGGACGGCCAGGUGAUGGACAUCGGCGUCGUCAGCGCCACUGACUACCUGCGCCGCUUCUGCUCCCGGCUCGGCCUGGGCAACCAGGAGGUGCGCGACGCACAGGAGGCCGUGCGGAGGGUCGAGCAAGGGCUCGACGUGCGCCGCAACCCGGAGUCGGUCGCCGCCGCCAUCAGCUUCAUGGUCGUGCAGCGCGCCGGCGCCGGCAGGUCCGUCAAGGAAGUGUCCGUCGCCACCGGCGUCGCCGAGGGCACCAUCAAGGAGGUGCACAAGGACCUCACCCCGCACGCCCAGAUGCUCUUCGGCUGAGCCUGAGCGCCCACGACAUUAACGCUUCUUGAUCCUUUGCUGUUUGGCAGGUCCUUGGCACACGCAUGCAUGCAUGUUUGCCAUGUCCACAAUUCCAAACAUGUGCUGUUCUUGGCAACUAUCUUAGUCUUGGGCAUGUGAAGUUUGUGUUGAACUCC
This is a messenger RNA of Triticum dicoccoides, 1112 nucleotides long. Its product is annotated as transcription initiation factor IIB-like. The transcript has a single exon. Gene Ontology annotation, molecular function: TBP-class protein binding. Gene Ontology annotation, biological process: transcription preinitiation complex assembly; DNA-templated transcription initiation. The record is from RefSeq and is a predicted model, not a curated record. The coding region runs from base 1 to 954 and encodes 317 amino acids. Lineage: Eukaryota; Viridiplantae; Streptophyta; Magnoliopsida; Poales; Poaceae. Gene Ontology annotation, cellular component: nucleus; transcription preinitiation complex.